GUCCCUUCUUUGCACGAUUUGCUCUCCAGCCAAACGCCCAAGCCUUCUUCAAUUGGAAGAUUGUUGCUGUUACCAGGCUUUUGCAGUAUUGCCGAGAAGUGCCCAAGCCUUCUUUUUUUCCAGUUCCAGGCUCCAUUCUUGUCUUCCUCUAGCAUUUUGUUCAUAAAACAUCACUUGAUAAAAAAGGUUAGUCCCAUUCGAAGUUUAUGGGUUGCUGAUGUCUGCUGGGUUACACACGGUUUUAAAUAUUAUAGAAUAUAAUUUGAUCAAAAGAGUUAAGAUUAGAAGACGAGCGUAUUUUUCGUAUGGAUAGUUUAUUGAGAGGAAGCACAAAGCAAGUUAGCGUGUGCUAAAGUGGCUGUGAAGCAAUCGAUUCAUUUCGUUGAGUAUUCAGUAGUAUGUAGGCUUUUUCUCUCCGAAAACCUGCCGAAAACACUGCUGGAGUCACAGAUUGCAUCGAAGAGUCGGCUACGACGACAUGGAUGUGUUCUAUUCAAGUUUUCUGUUUGAGAGGGAGCUUGAGCGUGCAGACUUUCUGUAAAGGUGUGUGAUUGCCUUUAAAUUUCAGCUCCUGGACAUUGCUUAGGUGCCUGAUCACAGAUGGCUGAAAUUGUGAAGGAUUUAGCCCCAAACUUGUCCAGCCGUGAGACUGACACUGAUGACUUUAUGGCACUCCUGGAUGAGUUAUUGGAUGAUGGGGAACCAAGGAAUGUGUUGGAAAGGCAUGUAUGUGGAGAUGAAGGAUCUUUCAAAGGGAUGUGUUGUGUUUGCGGUAAGAGGUUGGAAAAGGAUUUGGGUGUGCCUUUGGGGUAUAUACAUAAGGGUCUAAGGGUCGGAAACAAUGAUGUUGUUCGAUUGCGAAUUGAGGACUUGAAACAUUUAUCACGAAAUAAAAAGCUUUACUUGGUACUUGACCUUGAUCAUACGCUGCUCAAUUCAACUGAGAUAAUUCAUUUGACUCCAGACGAAGAAUAUUUGAAGACUCAAACACAACCUCUGCAGGAUGUUUCACAAGGCAACCUCUUUAUGUUAGACUCCAUGCAUAUGAUGACCAAGUUGAGGCCCUUUGUUAAAACAUUUCUGAAAGAAGCAAGUAAAAUGUUUGAGAUGUACAUAUACACGAUGGGUGACAGACGAUAUGCGUUAGAAAUGGCGAAGCUGCUUGAUCCCGGUGGCAUGUACUUUAGCAAUAGAGUGAUUUCGCGAGAUGAUGGUACUCAAAGACAUGAAAAGGGUCUGGAUGUCGUGCUAGGUCAUGAAAAUGCUAUUGUUAUCCUUGAUGACACAGAAAAUGCAUGGAAAAAGCAUAAGGAUAAUUUGAUUCUCAUGGAAAGAUAUCAUUUCUUUGCUUCAAGUUGUCAUCAAUUCGGCGACAAAGUUAAAUCAUUAUCAGAGUUGCAAAGGGAUGAGUGUGAACUUGAUGGUGCGCUUGCAUCCAUACUGAAAGUUCUAAAGCAGAUCCACCGUAUAUUCUUCGAGGAACUUGAGGAUGAUAUUGCUAGCAGAGAUGUGAGGAAGGUGCUGAAAAAGGUUCGGAAGACAGUCUUAAAGGGAUGUAAAAUUGUCUUCAGCCAUGUUUUCCCCAACAAUUUUCAGCCUGAUAAGCACCCUCUUUGGCAAAUGGCUGGGCAAUUAGGAGCAACAUGUUCUACAAAUCUUGAUUCGUCUGUGACGCACAUUGUUUCACCAGUUUCUGGAACUGAAAAGUGUCGGUGGGCACAGGAGCAGAAGAAGUUUUUGGUUCACCCCCGUUGGUUAGAAGCUGCAAAUUUUCUAUGGCAGAGGCAGCCUGAAGAAAGCUUCCAUGUAAGUACCUCUUCAAAGCAUCACUAGAAGACAAUUUUUCCAAACAAUUCAUACAUAUAAUCUUAAAACAAAUGAAGUCUUUCCCAAAUUUUAAAGCCACA
This is a messenger RNA of Mangifera indica (mango), 1907 nucleotides long. RefSeq names its product RNA polymerase II C-terminal domain phosphatase-like 4. Gene Ontology annotation, molecular function: RNA polymerase II CTD heptapeptide repeat phosphatase activity. The coding region runs from base 601 to 1833 and encodes 410 amino acids. Gene Ontology annotation, cellular component: nucleus. The transcript is spliced from 11 exons. The record is from RefSeq and is a predicted model, not a curated record. Lineage: Eukaryota; Viridiplantae; Streptophyta; Magnoliopsida; Sapindales; Anacardiaceae.